AUGUGUGAAUGCCUUGACAUCAGUGUGUAUGCCGUCAGUGGUGAAGAAGUGGCAAGUCUGGAGAGGCUUCCUCUGGACCUGGGGCAGUGCAGCACCAGUAUAAAAGCCACCCCAGCUCUUCCCGGUCUCAUCCACUUCACUUCUCCUCUCUGCCUUCUCUCCCAGGUGCAGCUCCAGCCCCACAACAUGUCCUGCCAGCCCUGCUGCCAGCCCUGCCUGCCAUGCCAGCCCUGCGGCCCCACCCCGCUGGCCAACAGCUGCAAUGAGCCCUGUGUCAGGCAGUGCCAGGACUCCACCGUUGUCAUCGAGCCCUCCCCCGUGGUGGUGACCCUGCCCGGCCCCAUCCUCAGCUCCUUCCCACAGAACACCGUGGUGGGCUCCUCCACCUCCGCUGCCGUUGGCAGCAUCCUCAGCUCUCAGGGAGUGCCCAUCAGCUCCGGGGGCUUUAGCCUCUCGGGCAUUGGCAGCCGCUACUGUGGCAGAAUUUGCUAA
Messenger RNA from Apus apus (common swift), 492 nucleotides. Its product is annotated as feather keratin Cos1-1/Cos1-3/Cos2-1-like. Gene Ontology annotation, molecular function: structural constituent of cytoskeleton. The coding region runs from base 1 to 492 and encodes 163 amino acids. Gene Ontology annotation, cellular component: intermediate filament. The transcript has 3 exons. The record is from RefSeq and is a predicted model, not a curated record. NCBI's taxonomy places the organism in Eukaryota, Metazoa, Chordata, Aves, Apodiformes, Apodidae.